This is a messenger RNA of Coregonus sp. 'balchen', 11518 nucleotides long. Lineage: Eukaryota; Metazoa; Chordata; Actinopteri; Salmoniformes; Salmonidae. The record is from the annotation of a GenBank genome assembly.
AUGUGUCCUAUGUGUGAGGAGAACUGCAACCCCUGGAAACUCAGUGACAGCUGUGUCUAUGCAAAGGUCAGUAAUUAGACCUUGAAUCUAUUAUAUUCUGUUCUGUUCUAUUCUAUUCUAUUCUAUUCUAUUAUAUUCUAUUCUGUUCUGUUCUGUUCUGUUCGCUCAGAGUGGAAUAUAAUAGCUGUAUCUAUGCAAAGGUCAAUUCGAUGCUAAUCUCUUGUAACAGUUUGAGAGCCAUUACAUCAAUGUGCCAGCUAGCCACACAACAUUUGGUGGCUUCCAAGAUUAGUAAGACCCCUGAGGAAUUAGAGCUAACAGGUUUAUAAAUAGAAAGCUAUACUGUAUGAUGUAGGUGUACUAAGUACUGUAGUAAACAGAAGUACUAUUACAGUUAGCUAGUACUGUUACUGUCCCUGAGGAUCAAUCACACAACAGUUAGCUAAUACUGUUACUGUCCCUGAGGAUCAAUCAAUCACACAACAGCUAGCUAAUACUGUUACUGUCCCUGAGGAUCAAUCAAUCACACAACAGCUAGCUAAUACUGUUACUGUCCCUGAGGAUCAAUCACACAACAGCUAGCUAAUACUGUUACUGUCCCUGAGGAUCAAUCAAUCACACAACAGCUAGCUAAUACUGUUACUGUCCCUGAGGAUCAAUCAAUCACACAACAGUUAGCUAAUACUGUUACUGUCCCUGAGGAUCAAUCAAUCACACAACAGUUAGCUAAUACUGUUACUGUCCCUGAGGAUCAAUCAAUCACACAACAGCUAGCUAAUACUGUUACUGUCCCUGAGGAUCAAUCAAUCACACAACAGCUAGCUAAUACUGUUACUGUCCCUGAGGAUCAAUCACACAACAGUUAGCUAAUACUGUUACUGUCCCUGAGGAUCAAUCAAUCACACAACAGCUAGCUAAUACUGUUACUGUCCCUGAGGAUCAAUCACACAACAGCUAGCUAAUACUGUUACUGUCCCUGAGGAUCAAUCACACAACAGCUAGCUAAUACUGUUACUGUCCCUGAGGAUCAAUCACACAACAGCUAGCUAAUACUGUUACUGUCCCUGAGGAUCAAUCACACAACAGCUAGCUAAUACUGUUACUGUCCCUGAGGAUCAAUCAAUCACACAACAGCUAGCUAAUACUGUUACUGUCCCUGAGGAUCAAUCAAUCACACAACAGCUAGCUAAUAAUGUUACUGUCCCUGUUUUUCUAAAGGUGACCCAUCUCUUCGACAAUGGAGGAACUGUGUUCUUUGCAAUCUUUAUGGCGAUAUGGGGUAGGUAAAGAGAUUAUUCAGGUUUUUUUUUUUCUCUCUCUCUCUCUCUCUCUCUCUCUAUCUGUCUCUCUCUCUCUCUCUCUCUCUCUCUCGCUCUCUCUGUCUCUCUCUCUCUCUCUCUCUCUCUCUCUCUCUCUCUCUCUCUCUCUCUCUCUCUCUCUCUCUCUCUCUCUCUCUCUCUCUCUCUCUCUCUUUCUUUCUUUCAGCCUUUUCUAUUACUGCUGUGGAAAAGUAUAAAUUAACGAUACACUGAACAAAAAUAUAAAUGCAACAUGUAAAGUGUUGGUUUAAUGUUUCAUGAGCUGAAAUAAAAGAUCCCAGACAUUUUCCAUAUGCACAAAAAGCUUAUUUCUCUCAAAUGUUGUGUACAAAUUUGUUUACAUCCCUGUUAGUUAGCCUUUUCCUUUGCCAAGAUAAUCCAUCCACCUGACAGCUGUGGCAUAUCAAGAAGCUGAUUAAACAGCAUGUUCAUUACACAGGUGCACCUUGUGCUGGGGACAAUAAAAGGCCACUCUAACAUGUGCAGUUUUGUUACACAACACAAUGCCACAGAUUUCUCAAGUUUUGAGGGAGCGUGCAGUUGCUAUUCUGUUUGCAGGAAUGUCCACCAGAGCUGUUGCCAGAGAAUUUAAAGUUAAUUUCUCUACAACGUCGUUUUAGAGAAUUUGGCAGUGCAUCCAACCGGCCUCACAACCACAGACCAUGUGUAACCACGCCAACCCAGAACCUCCGCAUCCGGCUUCUUCACCUGCAGGAUCAUCUGAGACCAGCCACCCGGACAGCUGAUUAAACUGUGGGUUUGCACAACCGAAUAAUUUCUGCACAAACUGUCAGAAACCGUCUCAGGUAAGCUCAUCUGCGUGCUCGUCGUCCUCACAAGGGUCUUGACCUGACUGCAGUUUGGCGUCAUAACCGACUUCAGUGGGCAAAUGAUCAACUUCAGUGGCCACUGGCACGCUGGAGAAGUGUGCUCUUCACAAAUUAAUCCCGGUUUCAACUGUACCAGGAAGAUGGCGUCAUGUGAGCGAGCGGUUUGCUGAUGUCAGUGUUGUGAACAGAGUGCCCCAUGGUGGCGGUGGGGUUAUGGUAUGGGCAGGCAUAAGCUAUGGACAACGAACACAAUUUAAUUUUAUUGAUGGCAAUAUGUAUGCACAGAGAUACCGUGACGAGAUCCUGAGGCUCAUUGUCGUGCCGUUCAUCCGCCGCCAUCACCUCAUGUUUCAGCAUGAAAAUGCACGGCCCCACGUUGCAAGGAUCAGUACACAAUUCCUGGAAGCUGAAAAAUGUUCCCAGUUCUUCCAUGGCCUGCAUACUCACCAGACAUGUCACCCAUGGAGCCUGUUUGGGAUGCUCUGGAUCCAGCAACUUCGCACAGCCAUUGAAGAGGAGUGGGACAACAUUCCACAGGCCACAAUCAACAGCCUGAUCAACUCUAUGUGAAGGAGAUCUGGUCACACCAGAUACUGACUGGUUUUCUGAUCCACGCCCCUACCUCUUUAUAAGGUGUCUGUGACCAACAGAUGCAUAUCUGUAUUCCCAGUCAUGUGAAAUCCAUAGAUUAGGGCAGGGUUCUUCAAUUCCGGUCCUGGAGGGCCGAAACACCUCUGUUUUUCAUCCUCUCCUUCUAAUCAGGGGCUAAUUCAGACCUGGGACACCAGGUGAGUGCAAUUAACUACCAGGUAGAAAUAAAAAACAGAAUUGUUUUGGCCCUCCAGGACCGGAAUUGAAGAACCCUGGAUUAGGGCCUAAUUAAUUUAUUUCAAUUAACUGAUUUCCUUAUAUGAACUGUAACUCAGUAAAAUCUUUGAAAUCUGUUGCGUUUAAAAUUUUUGUUCUGUGUAUUUGGAGUCCCUAAAGCUUAAAAAAAUAACUGAUUGGAUAUAGUCGCUCAGUUGCAUGAUCCAACGGCACAAUAGAUUUGGUUAUUUUCAAUCAUUUGAGGGCAAAUACACACACACACACACACACAUGCACCAUUUACCGUUACACAACUGUAACAGAUUGAAUCUGUUUAUAGCAAAGUUUAUCCUUUUAGAGUUCCAAAACAACCAAAUAACUUCUUCACCUGCAAUAGCUAGAGAGCGUUAUACAUACAGUAGAAAGUAAAACUGUCUACGAAACCAAUUCACUUUAAAAUACAUCUAGAAUGUGAAUGAUUCCACUUCUCCUUGUCUUUAUCAUUUACCUAAUAAGACAUGGGAGAUUUUUUUUUUUUUUGUGCAAACAUAUACAUGCGGUCCAUGUCAUUACUCAAAUAUAUAUAUAUUUUUUAAUGUAGUGUAUUUUCAAACUGAUAUUUGGAUGAUUUUUUACCGUUGAAGACAGUGUUACAAUUAACCCCCGCAGCCUGUUACAAUUAACCCCCGCAGCCUGUUACAAUUAACCCCACAGCCUGUUACAAUUAACCCCACAGCCUGUUACAAUUAACCCCCACAGCCUGUUACAAUUAACCCCCGCAGCCUGUUACAAUUAACCCCGCAGCCUGUUUACAAUUAAACCCCCACAGCCUGUUUACAAUUAACCCCCGCAGGUCCUGUUACAAUUAACCCCCACAGCCUGUUACAAUUAACCCCCACAGCCAGUUACAAUUAACCCCCGCAGCCUGUUACAAUUAACCCCCGCAGCCUGUUACAAUAACCCCACAGCCUGUUACAAUUAACCCCCCGCAGCCUGUUACAAUUAACCCCCGCAGCCAUGUUACAAUUAACCCCCACAGCCUGUUACAAUUAACCCCCCGCAAGCCUGUACAAUUAACCCCCACAGCCUGUUACAAUUAACCCCCCGCAGCCUGUUACAAUUAACCCCCCGCAGCCUGUUACAAUUAACCCCCGCAGCCUGUUACAAUUAACCCCCACAGCCUGUUACAAUUAACCCCCACAGCCUGUUACAAUUAACCCCGUGAGGAAUACAAGAGGGUAUUUCAUUUCCGCCACUGUUGGUUGAAUUGUAAACAACAGGUGUGUCCUAGAAACUUUUUACAGUGUGUUAUGGUAGCUAAGACAUGUAUGUUUGCAUAAAAAUAUUAUGAAUCUACAUCAAAUAUUAUUUGCAUACUAAGUAAAACUCUAAAACUGUUACUUUGUUCCCCAGUCUCCCCUACUAAUUAAGUCUAAUAGUAAUUAGCAAUGAAACACCCAGGAGGGAGAAGUUGUGUGUGUGUGUGUGUGUGUGGUGUGUGUGUGUGUGUGUGUGUGUGUGUGUGUGUGCGCUCUUUGAGAGGAAAAACCCACACAGUACAGUAUCACACUGAUGUUAGCUAACACCACUCCUGGCUGUUGGCCUGUGUCUCCCAGCAUCGUUCUCUAACACCACUCCUGGCUGUUGGCCUGUCUCCCAGCAUCGUUCUCUAACACCACUCCUGGCUGUUGGCCUGUGUCUCCCAGCAUCGUUCUCUAACACCACUCCUGGCUGUUGGCCUGUGUCUCAGCAUCGUUCUCUAACACCACUCCUGGCUGUUGGCCUGUGUCUCCCAGCAUCGUUCUCUAACACCACUCCUGGCUGUUGGCCUGUGUCUCCCAGCAUCGUUCUCUAACACCACUCCUGGCUGUUGGCCUGUGUCCCAGCAUCGUUCUCUAACACCACUCCUGGCUGUUGGCCUGUGUCCAUCAUCGUUCUCUAACACCACUCCUGGCUGUUGGCCUGUCUCCCCAGCAUCGUUCUCUAACACCACUCCUGGCUGUUUGGCCUGUCUCCCAGGUCAUAACCACUGUUCUUCUACCACCAUUCACCACUCCUGGCUGUUGGGCCUGUGUCUCCCAGCAUCGUUCUCUAACACCACUCCUGGCUGUUGGCCUGUGUCCCAGCAUCGUUCUCUAACACCACUCCUGGCUGUUGGCCUGUGUCCCAGCAUCGUUCUCUAACACCCAUCCUGCGUUGGCCUGUGUCCCCAUCGUCUCUACCCACUCCGGCUGUUGGCUGGUCCAGAUCGUUCUAACACCACUCCUGGUGUUGGCCUAUGUCCCAGCAUCGUCUCUUAACACCACUCCGGCGUUGCCUGUGCCCAGCAUCGUCUCACCACAUCUGGCGUUGGCUGUGUCCCAGCAUCGUUCUCUAAACACUCCUGGCUGUUAUGGACCUGUGUCCCAGCAUCGUUCUCAUACACCACUCCUGGCUGUUUCCUGUGUCCCAGCAUCGUUCUCUAACACCACUCCUGGCUGUUGUGCCUGUGUCCCAGCAAGUUCUCUAAACACCACUCCUGGCUGUUGGCUGUGCCAGCAUCGUUCUCUAAAACCACUCCUGGCUGUUGGCCUGUGUCCCAGCAUAUCGUCUCUAACACCACUCCUGGCUGUUGGCCUGUGUCUCCCAGCAUCGUUCUCUAACACCACUCCUGGCUGUUGGCCUGUGUCCCAGCAUCGUUCUCUAACACCCAUCCAAAGCAAUCUUCCCUCUGUUCUCUCCACACUCCAGGACAGGAAAUGGAAAAACAUCCAGGAUGUGUCCUAAAUGGCAUCCUGUUCUCGUUUAUAAUGACCUACUUGUGACCAGGGACCAUCGAUCUGCUGGUGCACUAUAUAGAGAAUUGGGUGCAUUAUGAGACGGAGGCCUUGACUCCAUUACAAACAAUAGGAAACUCACUGUAGGCCGCUGCAGCCAAACACACUGUGCUAUAGAUCCAUCCAUCAGCUAGGCUGGUCUGCUGAAUAACCACCCCAUCAGCUAGGCUGGUCUGCUGAAUAACCACCCUGUCAGCUAGGCUGGUCUGCUGAAUAAUCACCCUGUCAGCUAGGCUGGUCUGCUGAAUAAUCACCCCGUCAGCUAGGCUGGUCUGCUGAAUUAUCACCCCGUCAGCUAGGCUGGUCUGCUGAAUUAUCACCCCGUCAGCUAGGCUGGUCUGCUGAAUAUUCACCCCGUCAGUUAGGCUGGUCUGCUGAAUAAUCACCCCAUCAGCUAGGCUGGUCUGCUGAAUAAUCAUCCUCUCAGUUAGGCUGGUCUGCUGAAUAAUCACCCUGUCAGCUAGGCUGGUCUGCUGAAUAAUCACCCCCCGUCAGUUAGGCUGGUCUGCUGAAUAAUCACCCUGUCAGCUAGGCUGGUCUGCUGAAUAAUCACCCCGUCAGUUAGGCUGGUCUGCUGAAUAACCACCCUGUCAGCUAGGCUGGUCUGCUGAAUAACUACCCCAUCAGCUAGGCUGGUCUGCUGAAUAAUCACCCUGUCAGUUAGGCUGGUCUGCUGAAUAAUCACCCCGUCAGCUAGGCUGGUCUGCUGAAUAUUCACCCCGUCAGCUAGGCUGGUCUGCUGAAUAACCACCCUGUCAGCUAGGCUGGUCUGCUGAAUAAUCACCCUGUCAGCUAGGCUGGUCUGCUGAAUAAUCACCCCGUCAGUUAGGCUGGUCUGCUGAAUAACCACCCUGUCAGCUAGGCUGGUCUGCUGAAUAAUCACCCUGUCAGUUAGGCUGGUCUGCUGAAUAAUCACCCCCGUCAGUUAGGCUGGUCUGCUGAAUCACCCCGUCAUUAGGCUGGUCUGCUGAAUAACCACCCUGUCAGCUAGGCUGGUCUGCUGAAUAAUCACCCUGUCAGUUAGGCUGGUCUGCUGAAUAAUCACCCUGUCAGUUAGGCUGGUCUGCUGAAUAAUCACCCCUUCAGCUAGGCUGGUCUGCUGAAUAAUCACCCUGUCAGUUAGGCUGGUCUGCUGAAUAAUCACCCUGUCAGUUAGGCUGGUCUGCUGAAUAAUCACCCCGGUUCAGGGGAAACUUGCUGGGCUAUAUUGAGUGUCUGUCUGGGGUCACAGUAAAUUAAGUCUAUUGUGACUGGUGUGAGUGGGGUACAGUAAAUUAAGCCUCUAUUGUGAGUGUAUGAGUGGCCAAGGGGACCUGUGGAGACUGGAGCCAGGGAAGGUCUGGACCACAGCCAUUCACUGUAUAAAGAGCAAACGGACUGUCUGAUUGCCAAUCAAUAACAAUUUUGGUUUGCUAGGCAAGUUCGGUGCUAAGAUGAGGUUCUGUCUGGGUGGGUUUGAUGAAGUUUAUAUACAGAUUAUAUUUAUGUCUCUGGUCUGGUCCCUUCUGGUCUCGUAACGCCAUCUUUCCAAGUGUCGUUCAUCAGUAUGGAACAAACGUGUGUAAACCUGGACAGCAAGGCUAUGUCCAAUCAGGCUGGUUUUUACAGUGGCAUAGUUUUCUAGUGGCAGUGUAGACAACAGCCCUGCAGCACACGAGGCUCAGAGGAAAAAUGUGUUGGCCCAUCUGAAAGGCUGCUCUUCCCCCUCUACUCCUCUUUAAACAGAGAAGUGGGUCAGUCCAUGUUAAACUACAUCUUUGAACAGCAGACUGCUAAAUUAAACAGGCAUAGAAGGACUCAAAUUCUGCCAAAUUCUGCUGCCGAUUUAAAAAAACAUUGCUAUUUGCAUCGGUAUUGGAAAUCACCAUAUUCCCUUGUGUAUCCAAUGUUUCUGUGUUUAGGGAAUGUGUCAUAGAGUUAUUACCCCUCAAGAAUUUAAAUAUCAACGUGGGCCCUCCCACAAUUGUCAAAGAUAUCGACAAUGGGCACCCUCAAGAGACGUCGGGGAACCCCCAAGAGACAACAUGUAACUCGAACCCUCUUUCUGUCAAGCUGCAUUGCAAUUAUAUGAAUCUGUUUCUAUUUUCUAUAUACUGGAAUAAAUCAAUGAAGUCAUUCCAUGGAAUGUUGAUUGAUCCCUGUUCCGUGUUCUGUUGGAAUGUUGUCCCUGUAGCCACGGUGUUCCUGGAAUUCUGGAAGAGGAGGAGGGCGGAGCUGACUUAUGACUGGGACCUCAUCGACUGGGAGGAGGAAGAGGUUGGUCUAUCCAUCAAUAUCUGCUGUAUUAAUAUGAUAUCAUGUGACAUGAUAAGUAAUGUGUACUACUACUAUAAUACUACUACAUAACGUCAUUAUGUCACGUAUGAUACGGUCAAGUCAUUUAUAAACUAUUGAUUGGGUAGUGGAAGAUGUUGGUCAGCAAUAUCUGGUAUAUUAAUAUGAUAUGUCAGAGACAUACGUGUACGUACACUAGUAUUCAGGCGUUUCUCAGUCAGCAAUAUCUGGUUGAUACAUAUGAUAUGUCAUGAACUUGUACUACUGUAGUUAUGAUAUGGUCAAGUAUUGACUGGGUCGGGGUAUCUAUGAUUGGACCAGUCAGAAAUAUCAGAGUUAUUGAUAUGAUGUACUGGAGUGUGUGUGUGUGUUUGUGUCCCAGGAGAAUCUGCGUCCCCAGUUCGAAGCCAAGUACUCCAGAGUGGAAAGAGUAAACCCAAUCUCUGGCAAGCCGGAGCCCUUCCAGCCCUUCACUGACAAACUCAGCAGACUCAUGGUCUCUGUGUCCGGCAUCUUCUUCAUGGUAAGACCAUGUCACCACGAGUCAUCAGGCUGUACUGUGGAUCUAUCCUCAGUGGACACACUGCAGGGUUUGGGUCGAUUCCGUUUUUUCAAUUCAGUCAAUUCUGAAAGUAAACUUUAAUGCUUUCAUUGAAAAGCAAUGAAGAAAAUUGGAUUUGGAAUUUUGUUUUACUUUCUAAAUUGAAUUAAUUGUGAUGUAACUGACCCCAAUCCUGGAAUGCUGUUUACUAGUUUCCUACCUUUUCAACUUCUAAUAAAGUAAUGAGCCUCUGGCUGCCUACUACCACCCCCUGGUGGAUAGGAGACAGAAAUACAACAGACGCUCUGUUGUUGGGGAUUGUUUUCCAAUGUUCCUCAUCACUCAUCAGCAACAGGAAGUGUCUAGAGACUGUGACAUGUAACAAUGAUUCAUUGUUUUUCAAAUAUGACAAAUAUGACCAAUAAACCAAUUAACACCAAUAAACACACAAUCCCAGACUAGACCCAUUAUAUAAACCAGGUAGUUUGGGUCCUGGAUGCUGAUUGGCUGAAACAGCAUAUGACGCAACAGUAUGACUCAAAAACACUUGUUUACUGUUCUAUUUAUUUUGGUAACCAGUUUAUAAUAGGCACCUCGGGGGGUUUGUGGUAUAUGGCCAAUAUACCACGGCUAAGGGCUGUAUCCAGGAACUCCGCGCUGCGUCGUGCAUAGAACAGCCCUUAGCCGUAGUAUAUUGGCCAUAUACCACACCCCCUCAGGCCUUAAUGCUUAAAAACCUGCUAGCAUCAUUAACAUGCAUCUAUUUAUUCCUCAGAAAUGAUGACUAUUUAUCUAACGGAUAUAUUUCCUCUCUCUUCUCUCUCUCUCUCUCUCUCUCUCUCUGUCUCUGUCUCUGUCUCUCUCUCAUAUCUCUGUGUAGGUCUGUAUCUCUCUCUCUAUCUCUUCUCUCUCUAUGCCCUCUCUCUCUCUUCUCGUCUCUGUCGCGGUCUCUCUCUCCUCUCUGUGUAGUCUGUCUGUCGUCUCUCUCUAUCUCUCUCUUCUCUCUCCUCUCUCUCUAUCUCUCUAUCUCUCUCUAUCCCAUCUAUCUCUAUAUCUCUAUCUAUCUCUUCUCUCUCUCUCUCCUCUCUCUGCCUCUCCCUCCGCAACUCUCUAUCUGUCUGUGUGUGUGUAUGUGUGUGUGUCCACUCCCCAGAUCUCUCUGGUGCUGACUGCAGUGUUUGCGGUGGUGGUGUUUCGACUGAUUGCCAUGGAGAAGUUUGCGUCUUUAGGCUGGGAGUUUGUCAAGAAGAACUGGCAGUUUGCCACCUCUGGCACCGGAGUCUGUAUCAACUUCAUGAUCAUCAUGUCUCUCAAUGUGGUGGGUGUCUGGCCAAACUAAACCAUGGAAUGGAAUGGAAUGGAAUGGAAUGGAAUGGAACAUAAUAGAAUAGAAUAGAAUAGAAUGGAAUGGAAUGGAAUGGAAAAUAAUAACUUUAUUAGAUUUUAACUUAAUGAUCACCAUGUCUCUGAAUGCGGUGGUUGUCUGGCCAAACCAAGCCCAAGCCAUCUGCAUAAACAGUUAGAUUUGAACUUCGAUGGCAACCUAAAUUGCACCCUACUACCUUCCCUAUGGGCCCUGAUCAAAGGUAGUAUACUAUAUAGGGAAUAGGGUGUCAUUGUGGAUUCAGCCUUUAACUACAUGGCCAAACCAGCCCACUUGAUACACAGUCGUACAGGAUAACGCUGCAUAAUUGAUCCACAGUCAGAUUUGAACCUAAUGAUCACCAUGUCUCUGAAUGCGGUGGUUGUCUGGCCAAACCAAGCCCAAGCCAUCUGAUACGCACAGUCAGACAGUAUUUUAAGUCCAACAAGUGUUGCGUGAAUGAUCCACAGUCAUAUUUGAAGUUACAUAAACGUAUAUUUUGCAGUUUGCAGAGUUAUAAAAUACCUAGUGUAACCGUUUUCAGAGUGAGUUUUCUUAUUAUUCACCUAUUCACUGUAUAAGAUGUGUAGGGUGCUUAUUUUGUGAUGCUUGUUGUCUCACUGAUUACUUAGUACAUAUCAUCUUCAUGUCACAUAACAACUGAUUACUUAGUACAUAUCAUCUUCAUGUCUCACAUAACAACUGAUUACUUAGUACAUAUCAUCUUCAUGUCACAUAACAACUGAUUACUUAGUACAUAUCAUCUUCAUGUCUCACAUAACAACUGAUUACUUAGUACAUAUCAUCUUCCUGUCUCACAUAACAACUGAUUACUUAGUACAUAUCAUCUUCCUGUCUCACAUAACAACUGAUUACUUAGUACAUAUCAUCUUCAUGUUCACAUAACAACUGAUUACUUAGUAAAUAUCAUCUUCAUGUCUCACAUAACAACUGAUUACUCAGUACAUAUCAUCAUUAUGUCACAUAACAACUGAUUACUUAGUACAUAUCAUCAUUAUGUCAAAUAACAACUGAUUACUUAGUACAUAUCAUCUUCAUGUCACACUAACAACUGAUUACUUAGUACAUAUCAUCUUCAUGUCUCACAUAACAACUGAUUACUUAGUACAUAUCAUCUUCACUGUCUCACAUAACAACUGAUUACUUAGUACAUAUCAUCUUCAUGUCUCACAUAACAACUGAUUACUUAGUACAUAUCAUCUUCAUGUCUCACAUAACAACUGAUUAUUCAGUACAUAUCAUCUUUGUUUUUACAUUUUAGUCAUUUAGCAGACGCUCUUAUUCAGAGCGACUUACAGUUAGUGAGUGCAUACAUUUUUCAUACUGGCCCCCCGUGGGAAACGAACCCACAACCCUGGCGUUGCAAGCGCCAUGCUCUACCAACUGAGCUACAUAUUCAUGUCACAUAAUACUGGCUUGUAUUUAGUCAUGCUCUUUCUCAAGUGUUACCGUAUUUCUUUCAUCAGGUAUAUGAAAAGGUGGCCUAUCUGCUCACCAAUUUAGGUAAGCAUUACUCCCUCAAUAUCCCCCUCAAGAUCCCCCUUUAA